UUUGCAAUAGAUCGUACUAACUUAAAGAGUUUUCAGUUAAUUGGAAAAAUAUGAGGAAAUUUAACUGUGAUGCUGUAUGUGUUAUUAUAAUACAUCUUAUUUUUUAAUUAAAGUUUUGUAUUACAUGGCACAGUAAACGAACAUAAAAAAUACACUCGAUAAUAAUCAAAGAUGUCUUAUUGCUUUGAUCAUGUUACAUAUCUUGCAGUUCUUUCAACUACUUUACACCCCACUAGAAUUAUGUAUUUGUCUCUAAAAUGCCUAUGAGUAACUCAGGUCACAAGCAAAAAGAAGGGAGAGGCUGUUAUCUCGAGCCAAGAAACUUUCGGGUUGACAGCUUACAAACCUGUGAAGCCUGUGAUGUGACAUUGUUCAUCCUCAAGGUGUGACAACCGUUUCUAUCAUCUCCCACAUACGUCACUAGCCCCCAUUAUCCUGAUAUAUAUAAGGCCACAGGAAGUGUGGGCAUAAGAUUAAAAGGUUUACCAAAGCAGAGAGCUCAACUCUGCUGGCUUAGACCAAAUAAUUUAAAAUUAUUAACAGGAGAUAAAAAGGAGAAUUAAUACAUUUUCAUCUUAUCUCAGUUUCGAUUUAACUGAUUAAACAAUGGGGGUUGGAGUGAUGAUAUCAAUUUCUCUACUUCUGACAGGCGCAACAAUGUAUACGACGCUGGAAGCCACCACGGCAUCGACAACAAUGACGACGACAGCCGCACAAACAACAAUGACUGCAGCUCCAACAACCACGACAGCCACACCAACAAACACGACAGCCACACCAACAACCACGACAGCGGCACAAACAACCACGACUGCAGUACCAACAACCACGACAGCUACACAAACAACAACGACUGUAGCUCCAACAACCAUGACCGUAGUGCCAACAACCACAACUGCAGCUCCAACAAUCACGACCGCAUUACCAACUACCACGACCGCAUUACCAACAACCACAACUGCAGCUCCAACAACCACGACAGCUGCACCAACAACCACAACAGCGGCACCAACAACCACGACAACCGCACCAACAACAAUGACUGUAGCUCCAACAACCACGACCGCAGCUCCAGCAACCACUACCGCAGCUCCAACAACCACAACAGCGGCACCAACAACCACAACUGCAGCUCCAACAACCAUGACCGCAGCUCCAACAACCACGACCGCAGCUCCAACAACCACGACCGCAUUAUCAACUACCACGACAGCUGCACCAACAACCACGACAGCGGCACCAACAACCACGACAGCGGCACCAACAACCACGACAGCGGCACCAACAACCACGACCGCAGCUCCAACAACCACGACCGCAGCUCCAACAACAAUGACCGCAGCUCCAACAACCACAACAGCGGCACCAACAACCACAACAGCGGCACCAACAACCACAACUGCAGCUCCAACAACCACGACCGCCGCACCAACAACCACGACCGCAGCUCCAACUACCACGACCGCAUUAUCAACUACCACGACAGCUGCACCAACAACCACGACAGCCGCAUCAACAACCACGACAGCUGCACCAACAACCACGACAGCUGAACCAACAACCACGACAGCUGCACCAACAACAAUGACCGCAGCUCCAACA
Molecule: messenger RNA, 1602 nt
Organism: Oreochromis niloticus (Nile tilapia)
Lineage: Eukaryota; Metazoa; Chordata; Actinopteri; Cichliformes; Cichlidae
Product: mucin-5AC
Exons: 3
Source: RefSeq, a predicted model, not a curated record